Molecule: messenger RNA, 2226 nt
Organism: Colletotrichum chrysophilum
Lineage: Eukaryota; Fungi; Ascomycota; Sordariomycetes; Glomerellales; Glomerellaceae
Exons: 1
Coding region: 1-2226 (741 amino acids)
Molecular function (GO): 3-dehydroquinate dehydratase activity
Source: RefSeq, a predicted model, not a curated record
AUGAACGGAUCUGGAAGCCACGAUGUCGACAUGGACGUUGACCGAAAUGGAAGCCCUGCUGUUGUCGCGAGCAACACCAGGUUUGGGAGUGCUCCUCAGCGAGGGGACACUAGGAUCGUCGUUAUCAUGUUUGGUUCUGGUCAGGACAAGAUCGUCUCAGUCUUUGCCGAUGUUCUGGGCAAACCGUUCGCUAUUCGUUCUUCCUUCAAGGAGGUCAGCGCUGCGGAUCAUGGACUUGUCAUUGGCAUGCCGGCGGAGCUUGCAAAGAGCGACAUCACCUCGAGGAAUAAGGAGGUCGUUGUGGUCAUCAACGCCCACUGUGUCAAUCUUGGCAUGCCGCCAGACAUCUUCCUUUCGGCCGAGUGUGACUACGAGUUUCUGUACAGCGAAGCCCCUUUCUUCCGCCGGGACCUAGCAAGAUUCAUCUCCUUCACCUUGGGACAAAUCAGCCACCACGAGACAUUGAUGUCAAAACCAAGGACAUACUUCAUCUCUACGACGUUUCCCGACGUCAGUGCGGCAUUGCCGAACAUCGAUAUUCUCACGGUUGGUGCAGAUGCUGUGGAAAUUCGUGUCGAUCUUCUCAAGGAACCACUUGGUGACGGUACCUAUUCUGCUGUCCCUAGCUUGAGCUACGUGGGAGAGCAACUCAUGCUUCUACGCCAGCGAACGGAGCUUCCCAUCAUCUUCACGACAAGAUGUACCAGAGAAAACGGACGAUUCCCGAUGGAGAACCCUGAUGUCUACUACGAGUAUCUGUAUCGUGCCAUUCAGUGGGGCGUCGAAUACAUUGACGUGGAACUAUGGCUGCCCGAGGCCAUCCGCAAGAAACUCUGGGAACAGAAAGGUAGCAGCCAUAUCAUGUCCGCUUUCCACGACUUCUCCGGUACUUUCAAAUGGCCUUCAUCGCAUGCAGAGCAAGUGUAUGUGGAAUCAAGCAAAUAUGCCGACAUUAUCAAGAUGAUUGCCAUCAUCAACGACCAUAAUGAAAACUUCGAGUUGGAAUACUUCCGCUCAAAGAUGAGGGCAGACUACCCAGACUCGCCGCCUUUCUCGGGAGUCAAUAUGGGAGAGACGGGACAGUUCUCUCGCACGUUGAACAGAGUCUUCACUCCCAUCACGCAUCCCUUGCUACCCAUUGUGGCAGCCCCGGGACAGAUGAGCGCCUCUGAAAUCAACGCGGCCUUGGCCCUUUUGGGACAACUUCCUAAGAAGAGCAUAUACGGGAUCACCACGCCAGCGUUCCGAAGCUCGACUCCCCAGGCCCCCUUUUACGAAAAGUGCUUCAACGAGCUUGGCCUUCCCCAUUACUUUGCUGUUGUGGAGCGUCUUCCCAACAACUUCCAGGCGAUGGAAGCGUGGUGCAACCAAAAGAAUUUUGGCGGUGCAUACCUUAGCCCCCCUGUCUCGUGGAGCGGUCUGCUGAAACACAGCCCUUUCUUUGCGUCGUUGAACGGGGGAAAGGGACCGGAGUUGACUGAAGCCGCUCGUCUCAUCGGAACUGUGGACACGAUUAUUGUCAAGUCAGCAUCGUCAUCGUCGGCCAACUCAGCACCGGCAUCCAUACCGUCGAGCCCGCGGCACGGACAUCACGAUUCCUUUGGCCAUCUUGGUUCGGGCGUAUCCAGCCUGUCUCCUAACACGUCUCUGAUACUUGACAAUGCCAGCUGGCGAGGCAUUAUCAGCACUUUGACGAGAGACAUGGCACCUUCAGCAUACUUUGGACGGACAGCCGUCGUUCUCGCUUCAUCAGGUGAUGAUGCUGCGUCGAUAAUGUACGCUUUGAAGGCACUUCAGGUUGGCAAGAUAUACACAGUCGGUUUCCGAACACCCCCGGCGCUCGCUCGGGACGGGCCUGCGAUUGAACCUUUCAACAGCCUCGAAAGCCUGAAGAAAGCACAGACUGUCGGCGACGAUGCGGCUCCCUUCCUAGUCGUCUCAGCCCUGGGACCAGAGAAAAGCAACAUUGUCGGCAUGCUUGUUCGCGUCUUUGGUGCCAAUAACCAAGGAAGCUCCAAUUUCAAGAAGGUCUUCCUUGACCUCGCAGAUACUGCGGGUGCGAGGAAAGGCGGCGAUCCUAGCAUCAUCGCUCAGCAGGCCGGAUUCUCCGCAUAUGGGAGUGCUGAUACCGCUGCUUUUACGACGGUCGAGACUCUGAGGUUGCUCGUCGGUCAGAAUGUGCCCUACAGCUUCGUCAGACUGGCAAGUGGCAGGAGUUUGUUCUGA